This is a messenger RNA of Chroicocephalus ridibundus (black-headed gull), 7950 nucleotides long. RefSeq names its product PALM2 and AKAP2 fusion (gene PALM2AKAP2). NCBI's taxonomy places the organism in Eukaryota, Metazoa, Chordata, Aves, Charadriiformes, Laridae. Gene Ontology annotation, cellular component: membrane. Bases 342 to 4328 code for a protein of 1328 amino acids. The transcript has 12 exons. Gene Ontology annotation, biological process: regulation of cell shape. The record is from RefSeq and is a predicted model, not a curated record.
GCUUGGGGAGCGCAUACAUGGCUUGUGUGACAGCAGCGGCACACAGAAGCAGCAACGAAAUGCAGUUAGCAAUACAGCUGGGAGACAGGCAGCCAGGCAGGCACUGGUCCAGUGACUAAAAUGAUCCUACCGUGAGCCAGCCCGCAGAGCCUCCAAAAGUGGCUGACUACUACACAGGAGCUCGACUUGCUUUGCAAUUACUCCAGUUCCCCCCGGGUGACUGCAGUGUGUGCUCCGUUUUGGUUUUGUUUGCCUUUUUGUUGCCCUUCUUUUUUUUCUUUUUUUUUUUCCCUCCCCACCACCCAUCUCCCUCUCUCUCCUCCUGUGUCCUUCUCUCCAGGAUGGCGGAAGCAGAGUUGCACAAGGAAAGGCUCCAAGCCAUAGCAGAGAAAAGGAAAAGGCAGACAGAAAUAGAAGGCAAGAGACAACAGCUUGAGGACCAGAUACUUCAGCUGCAGCAUUUCAAGUCAAAAGCUCUUCGGGAAAAAUGGCUGCUACAGGGAAUUCCUGCUGGCUCUGCAGAAGAGGAAGAAGCCAGAAGGAGGCAGUCAGAAGAGGAUGAGCUGAAGGUGAAAAAGCUGGAAGAAAACAUACACAGGCUGGAACAAGAAAUACAGAAAUUAGAAAGUGAGGAAUCCCAAAUAUCUGCCAAAGAACAAAUCAUUUUGGAGAAACUAAAGGAGACUGAGAAAUCCUUCGACAACUUUCAAAAGAGUUUCUCACACCAGGACGGUGAUGCAGUAAAUUACAUUUACUCCCAGAUCCCUGAACUCCCAACCCUCUAUUCACGAACAGCAGAGCCAGUUCCUGGGCGGGACGGAGCAAGCAGAGUAGCUGCUUUGUGCACCAUGGAAAUUAAUGUGGAGAAAGACAAACAGACAGGAGAGACCAAGAUUGUCUCUGCUUCACCUAUUGGCCCAGAUGAGGCCCAUCAAAGAGGAUUCAAAGUCUAUGAUGAUGGUACCAAGGUAGUCUAUGAGGUUCACUCUGGUGGCACAGUAGUAGAAAAUGGAGUACAUAAAUUAAGUUCAAAGGACGUAGAUGAACUUAUGCAAAAAGCUGGACAAUCAAGUGUAAAAGGAGGGUAUGAAACAAUGACUGUGUCAGAGAGAAAUGCGGUAGCCGAUGGAAACCUUAGCCAUAUGAAGGAGCAAAUGCUCUUCAAGGAGGCAAAGCUGGAAAUGGUACACAAACCCAGCAAAGGGCAUGCUGUGAUCCCUCAGCCCCAAGACAAACCCUGCGGUGGCGAAGCCCUGGAGGCCAGCGCAGAUCAGCCAGUGACAAUGAUAUUUAUGGGCUACCAAAACAUUGACGACGAAGAGGAGACGAAGAAAGUGCUGGGCUAUGACGAGACCAUCAAGGCAGAGCUGGUCCUCAUCGACGAAGACGACGAGAAGUCAUUGCGGGAGAAGACAGUGACGGACGUCUCCACCAUGGAUGGGAAUGCCGCUGAGCUGGUCUCUGGCAGGCCCCUGUCGGACACGACAGAGCCCUCCUCUCCCGAGGGGAAGGAAGAGAGCCUGCCCUUGGAAGCUGCCCCAGGCACAGGAGGAUCGGAUAUGCUGCCGAGGGACACGCUGGGACCAUGCUCCUGUGAAAGUCCUGAAGCUGAGGAGAGUGAAGAGAAAUCUUCCAGAAUCCCUGAGGAUGACAUCAGGUUGAGAAAAAACAGAGACCAAAACUGUGCCAAUUUCUUGGAGCCAGCUACUGUGCUUGCUACAAAGGAAGAGAAAAUGGAAAUUGAAGUUCCAGUUUCUGAACAUCAAAGCAUCACCACAGUGGCUUCACCACAUCCCAUAGACAAUCCAACCCACUUCUUUUCCCCUGCUGCCAGCCACAAUGGACUUAAGGACAGGCACGAAUCUCUAGACAGUGAAGUUGCUAAAGAGAUCAGAUACCUAGAUGAAGUGCUGGAGGCAAAUUGCUGCGAUUCUGCUACAGAUAAUACCUUUAAUGGGACAUCGUCCCCUGAACCAAGUGCAGUCUCCAUUAUGGAGGGCUCAGGAGCAUCUGUUAAUGUCAAUAAUGAUUCAGUACUCAGCGAAAGGGAAGAAAAUGUAGCCGACAAGCAGGCACCCUCAGUAGUUGAACCACAUGAAGCUAGCAUAACAGAUGAGAACCUGAAAUCUAAUGGCCAUUCCUUGGGUGGACUAAAGGAAGACACUAGGGAAAGUCUGAAGGUGCCAGGAAGUCCCACUUCUUCAAACAGUUCUAGAAGAUCCUCUAAGGAUGGAGAAACAACUCUUACAACCCUUAAGAAAGAGGCUAAGUUUGAACUACGAGCCUUCCAUGAAGACAAAAAGCCCUCAAAGCUCUUUGAAGAUGAGGAAGAGAAGGAAAAAUACAGGGUCCGUAAAGUGAGACCAUCAGAGGAAAUGAUGGAACUUGAAAAGGAAAGAAGGGAACUCAUUAAAAGCCAGGCUGUCAAGAAAAACCCCAACAUUGCUGCCAAAUGGUGGAACCCUCCCCAAGAGAAGACCCUGGAGGAUCAACUGGAUGAAGAGCACCUGGAGUCCCACAAGAAGUACAAGGAGCGCAAGGAGAGACAGCAGCAGCAAGGUGCAACACCAACAUCCCCCAAACAGAUCAGCUACUCCUUUGCACCACCAGAGCCAGUCAAUAUCAAGAAAGAGGAUAUUGUCACAGAGCAAAUUGACUUCUCAGCUGCCAGAAAGCAGUUCCAGCUGAUGGAGCAUUCAGGUCCAUCUCAGGGUCAGGCACCACCAAGGCGGUCAGGAACACCCAAAAUGUUCUCCAUCAAACCCUUUUACAAAAGCCUCAAUUCUCCGCAUGUGGACAGGCCACUGUCCUCCAUGACAAGACCUGUUUCAGUGUGUGGGCAGACAGGACAGCUUGAGGGUAACAAUGCCACUGUUGUCAAAGCACAGAAGGUCUCCUGUACCUCAGAAGAUGAUAUAAGUACUCAGACUGCCACUGCUGACCCAGUAAGAGAGUUACGGAGCGGUGAUAGCCCCAGAGCUGGACAGGCCUCAAAACUGUGGGCAGAGGAUGGAGAAUUCAUGAGCGCGAGAGCAGUCUUCACAGUGGUGAAGGAUGAUGGACAGGGCGUGCUCGACCAGUUCCCAAAGUCAGCCAGCGCCUCUUCCCCUCCAGAGGAGCUUGACUCUGGUUUGGAUGACCUGUCUGUCAGGUCUCAGGAUACCACUGUCUUGGAGACCCUUUCGAAUGACUUCAGCAUGGAUAACAUCAGCGACAGUGGUGCCUCCAAUGAGACCAUGAGCGCCCUGCAGGAAAGCUCACUGGCCGAUUUCUCCCUGCCACAGACCCCGCAGGCUGACACCCCAGCAGAGUGCAGGGGCGAAGGCAUCUCCAAGUCGUUCAGCGACCUGGGCUGUGACUCACCCUCCUCAGCCUUGGCAGACUCCAUGCUGAUUGACGACCAGCUGGAGUACCACGCUGGGUUGCUGGUUCAAAAUGCCAUCCAACAAGCCAUAGCCGAGCAGGCAGAUAAAACAAACCGCAAGGAAGAGGAAAUCCCAGCGGAGAAGGAGAUCUCAGUCAAAGAGCAGCCAGCCACCACCAGGCCCACUGCAGCCUCCAAGGAGCAGCAGAACCCAAUGUUCGAGCCACCCCAGGUGUCUUCACCUGUUCAAGAAAAAAUGGACACCAUACCAAAGACUUCAAAAGAGGAAGACUCAGGACUCAGGGAAGGGAAGAAUUUGCAGCAGUCACCCGUGUACUCAGCCACCCAGCCAUUCCUUGUGGAGGAAAAUAGGCAUGAAGUCAGCUAUUUCAGCAAGUAUUCAGAGGCAGCUGAGUUGAGGAGCACCGCCUCCAUCCUGGCCACACAGGAGCCUGAAGUGACCGUGGGCCCUUUCAAGUUACGGUCAAGGAAGCAGCGGACUCUAUCGAUGAUAGAAGAAGAGAUCAGAGCUGCCCAGGAACGAGAAGAGGAGCUGAAGAGGCAGCGCCAAGGUCUGCAGGUGGCAUCAAGCCCUAUUACGAAGAGCGCACCACCCAUGCCCACUAAAACUGUGUCUUACAAGACCGCACCAGGAAAGAUAGAGAAGAUCAAGCCUCCUCCGUCCCCCACCGCAGAAGGCCACGUCUCACAGUCUGACCCACCGCCCGAGGAGCCUGCGGGAGCCCAGCGACCCAAGAACCUGAUGCAGACCCUCAUGGAGGAUUACGAAACACACAAAACUAAGAGAAGAGAAAGGAUGGACGACAGCAGUUACACCUGUAAAUUACUGUCUAGCAAGGUUACUUCUGAGGUCCUAGAGGCGACCAGGGUGAACCGCAGAAAGAGCGCUCUGGCACUGCGUUGGGAAGCCGGCAUUUACGCCAACCGGGAGGAGGAUGAAUAACCACGCAGCAGCAUGAAGACAGCGACGAGGCAUGCCGAAACCAAAAAAAGAGAGAAAGGAAGGAAAAAAGCAAACACAAAAAACCACCACGAAAGCAGCAGCAUUUUAGUCCAAUAUUUAUUAAGUACACAACAAACUCAGUGAUGCACAUAGACACAGAAGUGAUCCAACUCCUGGCAAUCCUAAAACAACAGGAAAACCCCACCUAGAAAAUACCCCCUUCUCCUUUUCUCCAUCCCCAUCUCUGAAAUGAUGCAAUGGGGAAGGUGCAGGGGGUGGGAGCCAUCGGGGCUGGGGGGGACAAGGGGCGGUCGUCCCCACAGACCGGAGAGGCUGCAGGCGCAUGGUGGGAGGUCGGCGUGGAGGAGCCUGCAGCCAGGGCUCAGGCUCGCGCUUCCCGCUAGCCGAAUUGACUGCCCUGCCUUGCCCCUGGGGACCACCGUCCCUGCAGAAGCUCCCAUCGGACGCUCCUGCAGCUCCUUCGCCUCCCACGGCCGCUGCACCAAGACCGUCAGCGUUACUUUGGUGUACUCUAUCCAGCCACAAAACACCAUAUUGCCCUCUGUUGCUAUUUCUUUUGAGGGCUCUGAAGGCUUGGGUUUGGGAUUAGGGUGGUUUUUUUAGGGGGAUGGGUUCUGCUCCCCCGUCUAGUAAUUUAUCUGUUUAAAAGGAAAAAACAAAAAAAACCCCAACAGGGCGGCAGUUAUUGCAAAUGUACAAUCCAGUAGACUCAGUAAAACAGUCCUUGUGUUGCAAACACAAGCCAUCACAAUUUAGGAGUGGAAUAGAUGGGGAUGAGAGCUAAGCCAAAUGGAUUACCUUAGCUUUAGGAUCCUAUACGCUUGCAAUAUCACCUGAGCUCCAGGUUCUCAGAGCAUAUUUACGUAACAAAGUUUCUAAAUAUAAAAUCUGUAUUUAGUGGAUGACAACUAUUUUUUGAUGGUGGGGAGGGAAAAGAAUGGCAUAUGUGUAAAAUCUAUGAAGAAGGAUAAUCUGAAGUAGAAAGGUAGUGGGAAAGGGAUACAAAUAAAGGACAUUUAAUUUUUAAAUGACGCAAUAAUUGAACUAAGCCAGACUCUGGCCUAGAAAGAGGUAUGAAAUAAAGAAGAAAGAUAGUUAACGUCUUCAAUUAUAUUUAUACAACAUAAAAAGCCUUUGAAGUAGAGUGCUUUGUGGAAGGCUUCACGUUUCCAGGCAACAAAAAAAAAAGCUAAAGGGCAUAACAAGUUGGGAGGAGCGAGCAAGGAAGAGCAGACAAGGGAAGAAAACAUUACUUUUACCAUUCAGCCAGUGUUUUCAGUGCUACGAGCAAACCGUAGAGCCUUUAGUUACUGCUUAGGCUUGGGAUCAGCAGUGAAGGAUUAGUGUGGAUCUGUGUGUGCGUGCGUGCGUGUGUGCAGGUGUGAGUGCCGGUGUGUGCGUGAGGCUGGCAUACCACAGUGUAUGGCAGCGCGUGAACUGAUUAUUUCCUCCAAAGCUGUUUACCAGCUAUAGGGGCGAGUGCUAAUUUCUUUUGUUUGUUGGUUGUUUUGUUUUUUUUUUUCUCAAAGGGGAUAUAAAAACAAGGCACUGAGUUAAUGCAGUAUUUGUGAUAUUAAAAUUUGACCCAACAUGGUAUUUGCAUGAGUCACAAUUGCAAAGUAUUGACCAGUUUUGUAAGCUGACAAUUAGGAAAAGAAAUGUGGUAUUUAUUCUUGUGCUUUGUAUUUGUACGUAGUAUAGGGACUGCGGGUUUACUCUUUCUUUUCACGCAAGCAAUACAAUAGGAGUAUUUUACAACUGGGAACCAUAAUUUCUGGAUUAGAAACCAACAAGUUUGGGAGAUGACAGGAAAAAAAAGACAGUGAGCUUUUUUCUAUAUAAAAAAUACUGUCUUUUUUAUAAAGAAACAAUUAUUUUAUUUUGACAUCUUUUUAAACAAUCAUCAGCCAGGAUACUGGUCCUCCCUUAAGCCUUUCCUUGGUUUCAUAACCUGCUGUGCUGUUUUCUCCUGAAACAGUGAGCUCAUUUAAAAUGAGUACCGAUACUGUGAACAUACUUCUGGUGCUUUUCUUAAACAAACACAGAGCUUGCAACCAAAUGACUCCUGUCCCCAUCCCCCUCCCUUCCUCCAGCAUGUGAUUUCUGUCCAUGGAUGCUAUCAUUUUGUGGCUUGUUUUCAGGGACUUGUAGCAAAUACAAUUAUAUAUACGCGUUAACUCAGUUCUGUCAAUUGUCUCCCUAAGUGCUAUUGAAGAGAAGAAAACCCUGCUGAACUGAGCGUUCACUGUGGUAAGGGCAGCAAGCUUAUCUGAAGGAUGCUCUCUAAACCCAGAUGCAUGGGGUGGCACCAUGCCUGUGAAGGAAGUACAUACCCAAUGAAGUGGACCCGUUGUCCAGACAUGGCAAUCAGCAGUGAUCUGUGACUCACGUCUGCAGGCGGGUCGUUACCAUAAGACUGUAGGAAAAGCAACGCCACCAAUGCAGCCCUCGAGUGAGACCAUACGUCGUGUAGCCACAUCCAUGAGCUCUGCGCAUCUGUACCAAGAGGAGUCCUGGCUCCCUCCAGCCUUGGGGAGAGUGUAAGUGAGAGUGGGAAAAGGGGGUUUCCUGAGCAGAGGAGACGGCCCCUGAACUUACGAUGAGGUGGUCUUGCACCAAACGACGCUCUUCAGAGUCUCCUCCAAUAUUAGCUCCCUGAAACUGGGGCAGCCCUGGUCUGCUUUCCCAGGAACCUGCAUCUUUAUUUUCUUUAUUCAACCUGAAGGUUGUUUUUCCCUCCUGCUCUCUCAACUGUGAACCAGUGGUAUUGAUCACCCAUCAUGAGACGUCUCUUCAUGCUUUGCCACAUCUUCCCCUACUGCCACAAACGGCCCUCAGUCUUUGAAGGGAAAAUUAAAUUGCUCUAAGGAAGGGGAUGUUGUGGUGAGGAGAGGCCGGGCAGGAGUCCUCUGCACUAGGAGCAUUCGCUUUCAGCCCCUGCGACAAAAGUCUUUGCGUGUGUCAGUGCGGGACAGCCAAACUUUCCACCCAGCAGAGUUUUUCUCUUCCAGAAAUUAUGGACACUCGAGGUCAGCAGCACACAUUCAGUGCUGCGGUAACGCGAGUGCGAUGCAGUUUACUUGCCUCUGUUAUUUCAUUUGCAUGCUACCAAGCUUAGGUGUUUAUAAGUAUACGCCAGUAAUACAUAUCUAUCUAUAUAUAAAUAUAUCAAAUGCAACAGAAGAGCACUAUUGCAGAGUUAACUUUGUCUCCACAAAAGAAGCGCUCAGAUCCUUUCCCGUGGCAAAGACUGGUUUUAAUGAAACUGUGUAUUGAGAAAUAGUUAAGCAUUAGCAUUUGUGAUUAUAAUCACUUUGGGGUUACAGUGCAGGUUUUCUGAACAAUUUGUUUUAAAAGCUGCCAGUUUGGGCUUCAUCUUGCUCCGUACUGACAUUAUCUGAAGGAAAAUACAGUAGCAUUGACAUGUUUGGCAACCAAAAGGUGGCAUCCUUGUCAUGACUUAUCAACCAGUUUCAACAAUACCUGGCUUUCUGUAUGUUAACCACUUAAAUGUUAUCCUGCUUCUGUUUUAUAGUGACUGUGAGGCCUACAAUGCAAGUAUAUAAUUAUUUUCUCAUUAAAACAGAAACCUGUGUUGUGU